Messenger RNA from Corticium candelabrum, 1644 nucleotides. RefSeq names its product tetratricopeptide repeat protein 8-like. Gene Ontology annotation, molecular function: protein binding. The transcript is spliced from 14 exons. Gene Ontology annotation, cellular component: BBSome; non-motile cilium; ciliary basal body. Bases 7 to 1506 code for a protein of 499 amino acids. The record is from RefSeq and is a predicted model, not a curated record. Gene Ontology annotation, biological process: non-motile cilium assembly. Lineage: Eukaryota; Metazoa; Porifera; Homoscleromorpha; Homosclerophorida; Plakinidae.
CACAAAAUGGAUCCCUUGUUUGCUGCUCACAGUCUAUUCAGGCGGCGUCGAUUCGAUGAGUGCGUAGACGUAUGUAGCCAACUUUUAGAAAAAUAUCCUUACGACCAAGCGGCGUGGUUUUUGAAAACUAGAGCUUUGACGGAGCAAGUGUACGUGGACGAGGUGGAUAUGGACGAGGAAGGUCUCGCUGAGAUGCUACUGGACGACAAUGCCAUAGCUCAAGUAUCCCGUCCUGGGACGUCUCUUCGAAGGGUUGGUACUAGUCAAGGGAUGCCAAGUCAAGGAGUCAGGCCCUUGUCUCAGUCCGGACGGCCAUUGAGUGGGUUUGUUCGUCCGGGUACUCAAUCGGCUAGACCGGGUACUAUGGAGCAGGCAAUAAGAACGGCGAGGACUGCGAGGACUGCAAGACCAGUCACCAGCGCAUCAGGUCGUCACGUGAGGCUCGGAACGGCAUCGAUGUUGUCCGAACCAGAUGGACCUUUCAUCAACGUGUCGAAGCUCAACCUUGUGAAGUAUGCUCGAAGACCUAAUCUGUCUAAGGCUCUGUUUGAGUACAUAUUUCACAAGGAGAACGAUGUUAGGAAUGCAUUGGAGCUUGCAGCUAAAGCUACUGAAGCUUGUGAGUACAAGGACUGGUGGUGGAAAGUGCAGCUCGGCAAAUGUUACUUUCGUUUGGGCAUGUUUCGAGAGGCCGAGCAGCAGCUGAAGUCGGCACUGAAACAGCAAGAGAUGGUUGAUACGUUUUUGCACUUGUGUAAAGUGUAUGUGCGCUUGGAUGAGCCGUUGAAGGCGAUAGAGUGUUUCACGAAGGGCUUGGAAAGAUUUCCAGGGGAGGUCUCGUUGCUCACAAGGCUUGCUCGAAUUCAUGAGGGUGUUGGUGAAACAGACACGUCGGUUGAAAAAUACAAAGAAGUGCUGAAGUACGACAGCAUGCAUGUGGAAGCCAUUGCUUGUGUGGCAACGCAUCACUUCUAUACUGAUAUGCCUGAGAUUGCCUUGCUAUUCUACAGGCGACUUUUACAAAUGGGUGUGUAUAGCACAGAACUGUUCAACAAUCUGGGUCUUUGCAGCUACUAUGCACAACAGUUUGAUGUAGCCGUCGACUGUUUUUCUCGAGCUCUUGAACUGGCGUCCGACGAUGAAAUGUCUGACGUGUGGUACAACAUUGGACACAUUGCGGUGAACAUUGGUGAUACUGACCUCGCAUAUCGAUGCUUCAGGCUUGCUAUAGCUGUCAACAAUGAUCAUGCAGAGUCAUACAACAAUCUUGGGGUUUUGGAGCUGAGAAAGGGUCGUGUUGAUCAGGCACGAGCUUUGUUUCAGCAGAGUUUGUCGUUGGCUCCUCAUUUUUAUGAACCUCAUUUCAACUCUGCUGCAAUGGAAGAGCAAGCUGGGAACUUACAGAGCAGCUACAAUUCUGCUCUCAAGUCACUGACAGCAUUUCCUGAUCACGUCGAUUCAAAGGAGCUACUAAAGAGACUAAAGGACUAUUUUGCUGCUGUGUAACUGUAACUCUGUAUUUAGUUGUAUCCACACAUCAAGUGACUUGCAUCUCACUUAUCUUAAUUUAACUUAAUUAAACUGUUACUUUGUUUGAAUAGCAUUAAUAUCAAUUAAAAUUCUGAAAAUAGUUAGACUCAGAAU